AUGGAGAGAGACCGGGGAUUUAACUUCAAACUGCUGGUACCCUCCUGGGGGAGUAGCGGACAGGUAUCUGCAGUUCGACCUCUAGAGAUGGUUGAGAGCUGCGGUGAUUUCAUGAAUUCGUUGCAGCAGGGUCACAGUAAAGGUUUUGAAAAAGAGCAGAGCGUGCCUUUUCCCAUUACAAGUAUGGUUACACCAACUAGACCAGAACUCCCCAGGAUGAAAGCUGUGCCACCAAUGGAAAAGGGCGAGAAUAAUUGCAGUCCUGGGCAGCUGUAUUCCAAGCUGUUUGAUGAAGUUGAGAAAAUUAAGUGUUGGAAGGUAAAAGCUGACUCUGACGCUGUGCAAAGGGAAAGGAAACUCCAAGAAAACAAAAGAACAAUUGAAACUCAGCGCAAAGCCAUUCAAGACUUGCAGUUUGGAAAUGAAAGUCUCAGCGUAAAGCUGGAGGAACAGAUCAGUGAAAAUGAGGAUUUAAGAAACAGAAACAACGGCACAAGGAACUUGUGUAAUAUACUCAAAGAUACUUUCCAGCGGUCAGCUGAGAAAAUGCAUUUAUUUGAAUCCGAAAGAGAAGAAACACAUCACCUCUUUAUGGAAAAUAGUGGGAGUAUUAAGAAAAUGAUCGCAUCAUUUGAAAGCCUUCGUAUUCAAGCAGAAGCUGAUCAACAAGAGUUGCAGAAAGUCAGAGAGGCCUUGCUGCAAUUUGAAGAUCUAAAAGAAAAAUAUCAUCAAGAAUAUAAGAUGAAAGAGAAAGAGGUUGCAGUGCUUCAAACUAAAAUGAAGGAUAAGGAAAAUGAACUACAACAACUCCUGCUUGACCUCCAUGAAAACCAGAAGCAAUGCAAACAGCUUCAAGAGGCAACAAAUGAACAAUAUGAACUUCUAAAAAGCUCAAAGCAGGAACAAGAAUUCCUUCUUCAAAGACUGAAUGCUGCAGAGCAACACUGUGAAGAAACUGAGAAAAAUUGUGACGCUAUUGCUGCAAUGUUGGCCCAAAGCAAAGAAGAAUAUGGAGAGACGAUUCAAAACAAAGACUUGAGCUUGCAGGAGCUCACUAGAGUUAAAAAUCAGCAAGCAGACAAGCUGGAGGAGAUUCAGACCACCAUUCAGGAGCUACAGAAUUCACUGGCAUUGGAGAUACAGAGGACCAAGGAGCUUGAGGAUAAUCUUAUGGCAAACAACAAAGAACUUGAAAGGAGAAACACACUUUUAGGAGAGAGCAUAGAGCAGAGGGCAGAGAAAGAUAGGCAGAUCAAACUCCUUGCAGAUGACCUGGAUAAAACAUCUAAAUCCAUUGAGACCAUGAAGGCUAAGAUUGAAAUCACUGAACUCAGAGUGGAGGAACUUGCUGUUGAGCUGUCAAGAAAAACUGAAGAAGUCCAGCUAUUUAAGAAUGAAGCAGAGAUUGAGAAAGUAGAACAGGAUCGACUUAAAAAGACUUGUGAAGCUGCUGAAAAUGCACAAGAAGACUUAAAGGAGAAGGCCACAGUGACAGAGAUCAAAGUGCAAGACCUGGAGGAACAACUGAAUACUGAAAUAACAAAGAAUAAAGAACAAACCUGUCAGAUGGAACAACUGAGGAAAGACUUCACGCAGCAGAAAGUGAAGUACAAAAAGCUUGUAUCCACCUUUAACGAGCUGCAAUGUGAGAAGACAGCCAUUCAACAGCAGUUUGAGAGUGGAUCUUCUAAUGUGAAAACUAUUGAGGCAAACAUGAAGGUGAGUGAGCAGAAGGUUGGGCAGCUCACAAGAGAAAUUCAAAGACUGGAAGAAGAAAAACAAUGUUUACGAGAGGAAUUAAACUUCAAUAAAACCAAAAGCCAAGGGGCAUAUCAGGAAACAGAGAUUCUGCAGAAGAAAAUUGAAGAAAAUUGUGAACAUCUGCAGGAGAGAAUUGCAGAAAAAGAAAAUUUGAUCAAAUCUGUGGAAACAAAGCUGUGCAAUCUCAGGAAAAAGUUUGAUAUUAAACUUAAAGCCCAUGAGGGAUGCCAGAAAGAGAAUAAAAUGCUUAAGAAACAAAUAGCAAAGGAGAAUGCGAAAUCCAGUCAAUUUGAAAUGGUGAUCAAUGGUCUUCAGGAGGAGUCCCAGAACCUCAAAAGACUGAAAGAAGAAGACCAUCAGAAAUGGCUUCAGGAUCUUGAGUCCAAAUCAUCCUUUGCAACAGAGCUUGAGAAUGAGCUAAAACAACUCAGAUUAACAGCAGUAGAGGCCAUCAAGAACAAGGAAGACACAGAACUCAAGUGUCAACACAAGAUUGCAGAUAUGGUCGCACUUAUGGAGAAACACAAGAGCCAGUAUGAUCGGAUGGUUCAAGAAAAGGAUGCAGAGCUUGAUGAGUACAAGAGAAAUCAGAUGGAGGCCGCUGCCUCGACGAAAUCUCUGGUGGCGGACCUCACAAACAACAAGGCAGAGAAUGAUCAGCUGACGAAACAGCUGAAGACAGAAAUAACAGAGAAGGAAAACAUGCAGAAGGAGCUGACUGACUUGAAGAAAGUAAUAUCGUCAACAAAAUGCACUCAGCUGUCAGAAGCGAGGAACAAGCAGUCACCUGCCUCAGACUAUAAACAGAGAUGUUCAAAGACCCCAAAAGACGGCUCUUCAAAAAGACACACGUUUGACUUCUCCGAGGCCAAGAAAACUCUCUCCCACUCCCAAACUGCAUCUAAGAAGAAGGCUGUGAGUCAAAGUGACACCGAAUCCAUCAGAACAUCGUGUGGAACAACCCCAAAGACCAAGGAAAUUCACAAUGAAGACCUGAAAACCCCAACAUGUUCUGCCAACAGAGUUGGCGGAACAUCAAAGAUCAAAUCGUACAGAAUCAGGACUCCUCCUGCGGCUGAAAAGGCAGCACUCUGGGGGAAGGGCAGUAUCGAGCUUGACCCCAAGUCUGACAGCUCUGAUCAAAGUGAUCUCUUGACCUUUGCAAGUGCAACUGCACCCAGUUUCUCUGCUCCACAAUGCAAACCUAACAUCUUCAAGAAGAUUCAGAGCCCGGUCGCUCAUAAAUCACCAGGGAACUCCUUGAAGUUAGCUGCGAUGAAAAGAAUGAGAGAUGCUGGUUGGACUGCUGUUACUGGCUGUGACAAAAAAAAGAGGACAACCAAUGAGAAGAUCUUCGCAUAAAUAGUGCUGUUACAGGUCAGAUAGAGAGUUAUCAUAAUAGACGGGUUCAGAUGUUCAUUUUCCAACUUUGUUAACGUACAUAUUUCCACUGUUAGGGAUCAAAUACACAGUAUUAAUGAUAAUAACGUGCCAAUUUGUUUCUUGACAUGCAUAGAAAGUAGUGUUAUGGAUCAGUUAAACUAUAUUGUUCACAAGAAAAAGAUUUAGGUGUUUUUGUUGGUUUACUUUACUGGUGACUUUACUGGUGUUCAAAUGCAUUCAAAUUUGUUACGCACAAGUUUAUAUUGUUGGUGUCGGAAAUGGUUUAUUUAUGUACUACUAACUUAAUAUAUUUACGUUUCCUAAUAUUGACAGUGAGAUAAGUCAAAUAAAUGUUC
Cyclopterus lumpus (lumpfish) is the source of this 3500-nucleotide messenger RNA. RefSeq names its product synaptonemal complex protein 1 (gene sycp1). Gene Ontology annotation, biological process: chiasma assembly; meiotic DNA repair synthesis; lateral element assembly. The record is from RefSeq and is a predicted model, not a curated record. The transcript is spliced from 34 exons. Bases 1 to 3123 code for a protein of 1040 amino acids. Lineage: Eukaryota; Metazoa; Chordata; Actinopteri; Perciformes; Cyclopteridae. Gene Ontology annotation, molecular function: double-stranded DNA binding. Gene Ontology annotation, cellular component: male germ cell nucleus; central element; transverse filament.